Molecule: messenger RNA, 576 nt
Organism: Spirodela intermedia
Lineage: Eukaryota; Viridiplantae; Streptophyta; Magnoliopsida; Alismatales; Araceae
Source: the annotation of a GenBank genome assembly
AUGGGAACCUCUAAGAUAGCGAGUGUGGCCUUGCUGGUGAUGCUCUGCGUGGGCACGUCCUCUGCCGCCAGAGUUCUCACGCAAUACGCCGGUGGAGGCGGUGGGGGUCAAGGUGGUGGGGGUGGCGGCGGCACUGGUAACGGUUCAGGAUCCGGUUAUGGGUCUGGCUACGGUGAGGGUGGCGGGGGAGCAUACGGGGGUGGAUACGGUAAGGGUGGUGGCGGCGGCGGUGGAGGGGGACAAGGGGGUGGCGGGGGAUAUGGCCAUGGAUCCGGGAGUGGGUACGGCUCCGGAUCAGGAUACGGAGGUGGCGGCGCAAACGGUGGAGGUUACGGCAGCGGCGGCGGGGGCGGUGGUGGCCGUGGAGGUGGCGGUGGGAGAGGAGGCGGAUCGGGAUAUGGGUCAGGAAGCGGGUCCGGGUACGGUUCUGGAGGCGCCAGCGGCGGUGGCGGAGGCAAAGGCGGAGGCGGCGGGGGUGGUGGAGGCGGUGGCGGAGGAUCGGGGUCAGGCUCUGGCUCCGGCUAUGGCUCAGGGUCGGGGUCGGGCUUCGGCGGUGGGUUUGGUCGUCACCCUUGA